AUGCUCUUCAAUCCUUCUUUCAGUGUCGAAUCCAAUCCCACCUACGAAUACUCCAUUUGCCCCGACAGCUUUCUCGUUCCUCUCUUCACAAGUCUCAUACUCUUCAUUUCUGUGAUCUUGACUGCUGCAUGUGCAUUGGCUAUUCUGUUCAAGAGAAAGAGUGGACAUGUGGUGGCCCGAACUCCUUUCAUGAUGAUGUCCACUCUCUUGUCGAGUUUGGCAUUCGUGUUCAUUUCCUCCAUUCGAUAUCUUGUGGGGAGAAAGGUCUUUCCGUGUGCCUUGUUUUCAUUGACUUGGUUUUUAACGCAACCAUUGGUGACUUUGCCCACCAUGCUGCGUUCGUUGAGAUUGUUUGUCAUGUACAAGUUGAAUUUGCUCAAGACUCUUCGGAGGAGAAAUUCGACUUCUCUUUCUACCUUUCAUCCCUUCUCGGAAAAAUUGAAACACCCUCAAAAGACCAAUGCAAUCAACAAGUCUUCCGCUAUUAUUAAUACGACCAUGAAUAACCACAACAACAACAACAAUGGGGCACAAGUCCAUCUUCAUUCUGAGGUUCACACAGCCACUCCUCGUUCUGUCAAAUUUCAAAUAACAACCACUGAAAGGGUAGAACAGGAACCACAACAACAGGAAUCAACAACAACAGAUCAUCAUGCAAAUCUUCCGCAUCCUCUCAGUGGUCUCAAUAACAAUGAAUUCUCUUGGAAUGAUUCCAUUUCGGAUUCCUUUGAUUCUGUCUCUGAAAUUGCUUCCAAUUAUGAACCUUACUCUUUAGAUGACAAGGAGUUACGUCAUUUAAGAAUUUUGCAAUUCGUUUCAAGUCACAAAUUUACACUUCUUCUCUAUUCGAUAUGCAUUUCAUGUUCUUUGGGUUUGUGGAUUUUAUUGGGAGCCAUCGAGGAGGGAAUUCACACAACCAAUCCAUAUCAAAGUGUCAUUGUCGAUGACGGAGGAUUGUUUUUAUUUUCACAUGGAUGUAUUACGAAUGCGAAAGGGGUUGGAAUAAUUGUGUCUCAAGCUGGAGUGUAUAUUUUAUUGGAAAUUGUAACGUUGGGGUUGUGUAUGUUUGCAGAUAAGGACACUUGGAGAAUCAAGAUAGAGACCUUUGUGGCCGUGGUUUUUCAAGUGCUUUUUGUGAUUGCUUAUGGAUGCUCCCUAAUUAAUGGAUAUGCAACUUUGUUGGAGUUCAUUUUUCCAUCGGGAAACAUCAUGACAACACUCACGCUCGUUGAUGUGUUCAUCUGUGUUGUUUUACCUCUUUGCUAUGCCUUCAUUUCAGAUUAUAAGAAAACUCAACUUGCAGAAAUUACCGAUAUUGAGAAAGUGUUACGAAAUAAGAAAUUAUGUGGCCAAUUAUUAGAAUUUGCAAGAAUGUCCUAUUGUCCAGAAAAUAUUCUAUGCUAUAAAGAUAUUGUAAUUUUUGAGAGAAUGAAAAGUGCAUCAGGGCGUAGAAAAAUGGCCUCUUUCAUUCUCAUUAAUUAUCUCUAUGAGAAUUCUCCACUUGAAUUGAAUAUUCCUAAAAAAGAAGCUCGAGUCGAGGAAUUGAAAUUAAUUUUGGAAAAGAAGGAAGUUCUCGAAAAGACUCAAUUGAAAUUUAUCAAAAUGCAUUGCUUGACCAACAUGAAAGACAUUUUUGAGAGAUUUAAAGAACAUUAUCCAGAAGUGAUUCAAUUUUUGGCUCAACAGAAGCAAUUCAUGACGCAACAGUAG
Molecule: messenger RNA, 1710 nt
Organism: Naegleria fowleri
Lineage: Eukaryota; Heterolobosea; Eutetramitea; Acrasida; Naegleriidae
Exons: 2
Coding region: 1-1710 (569 amino acids)
Source: RefSeq, a predicted model, not a curated record